Molecule: messenger RNA, 3669 nt
Organism: Nematolebias whitei (Rio pearlfish)
Lineage: Eukaryota; Metazoa; Chordata; Actinopteri; Cyprinodontiformes; Rivulidae
Gene: dhx30
Product: DEAH (Asp-Glu-Ala-His) box helicase 30
Exons: 19
Coding region: 15-3482 (1155 amino acids)
Cellular component (GO): cytoplasm; nucleus; intracellular anatomical structure
Molecular function (GO): G-quadruplex RNA binding; DNA helicase activity; ATP binding
Source: RefSeq, a predicted model, not a curated record
UUUGUAGUUUAAAGAUGGCGCUACCCGGGCAUUUACUCGUGCGUCUGCGGGCUCUGUGUAGUUUAACCAAAUGUGGUCAUGCAGGAGAACAAACAGCAUCAAAUUGGAGAGGAGAUGUGCGGUGGUUCAGGACGAAACCUCAAACCUUUCAGGAACAAAGCGCGCCGUGUUUACAGCAUCAACAAGAUCAGGACGACCUCCUGAAGGAGUUUCCAAACCCUAAAAGCUUCUUGACCACCACCAUUUGUCGCUCACUUGGAGUGAGUGACGUGUCCCACCUCAUCCAGUACAGAUGUACGGAACAAGCUGGUGUCAAGAAGGUUACUGUCACGUUGCAGUGGCCAUGCAAGAUUGAAGAGCAGGGAUAUGCAUCCAAGAAGAUCACUGCAGAGCGAUUAGCUGCUGCAGCUGCUUGCCACAGACUCAGGGAAAUGGGUGUGAUUGAUCCAAAUAAUCCGAUUCCCAAGAGAAAGGCUGGCCAGACGAGAGCACGUCUACAUCCCCUUCUUCAUGAUGAGGACACGAGUUGGGAAGAUCGUAUCGUCAGGGCAGAUAAACGCUCGCAUCCUGAAGACCCCCCUGAUGUCUCUGAAGCUCUUGCUCUGUUUCCACAGCCCAAAUCUCUCCUAACGAGGGUCGUCCAGGUGGCCACGUCAUCCAGUAGAAUUAGCGAGAUGCUGCAGUACAAAACACUAGGAGGUAAGCUAAAGAAGUGUGAGCUGACAAUGCUUUGGCCUGAGAAGAUGACAUUCACAGCGGUGGCAACCAGGCGAGUAAUGGCAGAAAAAAAAGUUGCAGCACUUGCUUGCAUGAAGUUGAAGGAGCUUGAGCUUUUGGAUAAAGACAACAACCCACUGGCUCAUGCUAAAUACCAUCGCGAGAUGGUACGGGAGGCUGGAGAGAGGGCGAGACGUCCACUUCCUCUGGAAAUCCCAGAAUAUCUGGAACAAAAAAUGAGAGAGUAUCUUGAGCAGUACCCAAUGGCAACUGAAGUACAGAAAGUAUGGGAGGAAGACGAGGAAAGGGGGCAACAAACUGUGAACCAGGACGAUGAUGAAGAGGAGGACAUUGUAACAGAUGCUAUUACUGGCAGACCAUACAGGGCUCUGUCCGAGCAACGGGCUCAGAUGCACAACCUCCGUCUGCAACAGGAGUGGGAAAACUCGAGGCCUGGACUAAGCGUGGAGCUGCCAGUCGAUGCUCACCGUCAGCAUGUAGUCUCAGUUGUGCGCUCUUCUAGGGUGGUUGUUAUCGCAGGUGAGACGGGAUGUGGAAAAACGACGCGUAUCCCACGGUUCCUGCUGGAGGACCAUGUACGAGGUGGGGAGGGUGCUGAGUGCAACGUCCUGGUGACCCAGCCUCGACGGAUCAGUGCUGUGUCUGUGGCUCACCGUGUUGCUCAUGAGAUGGGUCCACAGCUUAAACACCACGUGGGAUAUCAGGUAAGACUUGAGAGUCGGCCCCCAGAGCAGAGUGGAGGAUCCAUGCUUUUCCUCACAGUUGGCGUCCUGCUGAAGAAGUUGCAGUCAAACCCAACCCUGAAAGGAAUCAGUCAUGUUGUGGUGGAUGAGGUCCAUGAGAGGGACAUAAACACAGACUUGCUGCUGGCCUUGCUGCGCUCCAGCUUGGAGGAGAAUCCUGACUUACGAGUUGUGCUCAUGAGUGCCACUGGGGACAACCAGAGGCUUGCCGAGUACUUUGGAGGCUGUCCAAUUGUAAAGGUCCCAGGAUUUAUGCACCCGGUAAAAGACAAAUACCUGGAGGAUGUGCUGAGGGAAAUGAGACGUGCACCUUUAGAUGACUUUAUAAUGGAGAUGAACAAACAGAAAAUGGAUGAGGCCUCACCAGAUGUUGAUUUAGUAGCUGAUGUUAUAGAGCACAUUGACAGACACGGAGAGCCAGGUGCGGUGCUGUGUUUCCUCCCCGGAUGGCAGGAGAUCAGAUCAGUUCAAGAAAAACUUGAAGUAAAACCCCGCUUUUCCUCAGGCUCGCACAUGAUCCUGCCAUUGCACUCCAGCUUAUCGGUGGCCGACCAGCAGACUGUGUUCCAGCGUCCCCCUGUGGGCCAGAGGAAGAUUGUGCUCGCCACUAACAUUGCUGAGACCUCCAUUACAAUAGAUGACAUUGUUCAUGUGGUGGAUGCAGGCACUCACAAGGAACACAACUAUGACUCUCAAACAAAGGUUUCCUGCCUGGACACAGUUUGGGUAUCUCGUUCUAAUGUGAUUCAAAGAAAGGGGAGAGCAGGACGUUGUCAGCCAGGACAGUCUUACCACCUAUUUCCAAGGAAACAGCUGGAUUUGAUGACUCCCUUUCCUGUUCCUGAGAUCCUGCGUACCCCACUGGAGAGUUUAGUAAUGCAGGCAAAAAUCCACAGUCCUAACAGCAAGGCUGGAGAUUUCUUGUCCCAAGUGUUGGAUAGUCCAGAGAAGGGAGCAGUGAGGGAUGCUGUCAAAAAUCUUCAACUGAUAGGUGUUCUGGACAACACAGAGACCCUGACGCCUUUAGGCAAGCGGGUUGCCUGCAUGUCGUGUGAUCCACGGCUGGGCAAAAUGCUGGUUCUGAGUUCCAUUUUCAGGUGUGUUCUGCCCAUAUUGUCUGUAACCGCCUGUCUCACCAGAGACCCAUUCCACAACAGCCUGCAGAACAGGACCGUUGUCAACAAGGCCAAGGAGAACCUGAGUGGCUCUAGCUACAGUGACUAUCUGGUGUUCAGUAGAGCCGUUCUGGGCUGGAGGAAAGUCCAGCAGGAGGGAGACAGAGAACACAGAGAUCAAUAUGUGGACAACUACGCUCUGUCCAAAACCAGUCUCCGAUUCAUCAACGGCCUCAUUUCUCAGUUCAGUGACAACCUGCAGGAAGCAGGGCUGAUUUCUCGGGGGAACGAGUGCCAACGUCCCACUUCUCUCUACAAUGAGCACAGCUGCCAGGAUGAGCUGCUGAAAGCUGUGCUGCUAGCUGGACUGUAUCCGAACCUCAUUCAGGUGAAGAAAGGUACUGUGACCAAAGAUGGACGCUUUCGUCCUAACGAAGUAGUUCUCCGCACAGUCAGCGGGCCGGUGGUUCUUCAUCGCUCUUCAGUUAACAGGGGAGAAAGGAACCUCCCCAGUCGUUGGCUGACCUUUUUCAGUGCGGUCAAGUCUAAUGGAAUCGUUUUCAUCAGGGACUCCUCUGUAGUCCAUCCACUCGCCCUGCUGCUCCUCACAGACUGUGAUAUCAUAGAGACAGUUAACGGCGACAAGGUGGCGGUAUCAUUUCCUGGAUACUCCCUGAUGCGCUGUGAGCUGUCAGUGGCGACGUGGGAGCUGCUUUGGGAGCUACGCAUCUCCAUUCAGACCAUGCUGUACCGAAACCUGAACAAUCCCAUCGGCUCAAAUACCACUCAAGAUGGAAAGCUCAUAUCCUUACUGGUAGAGCUGCUCAAUGGUACAGAGUCAAACCCUUUUUUUCAGAAAGGCAGCAUAGAAAGUGAGGUGGACUGAAAAUAAAACUGGUCUGCAAUUGUAUGGAUCACUUGGGGGAUCCAGAAAAAAAGAUUUCUGUUUCAAAGUACUUUAAGUAGUCUGCUAAUGUUCUGAUCUAAAUUUAAUCUGUCGGGCUGAAGUCCAAAGUGAACUGUUGGCUUCUGCCUUUUCUUUGUAAAUUAUAAACUCCAUUUAGUUGGGGUGG